Paramuricea clavata is the source of this 714-nucleotide messenger RNA. The record is from the annotation of a GenBank genome assembly. NCBI's taxonomy places the organism in Eukaryota, Metazoa, Cnidaria, Anthozoa, Malacalcyonacea, Plexauridae.
AUGAAACGUGGUAAGACCAGCAAACUUGUGUACUCAAAGACCUCCACUGCAUUAAGAGAAUAUAAGGAACUUAUAAAGAAAAUAAAAGAGGUACCUACGAAUCCUGACGAUAUAAUUAGAAGUGAUGAAUCAGUUUAUGAGGAUACUAGAGAAGAGCCACAAUUUGAUACCAGUGAUGAGGAAUACGCUGACCGUGAGAACAUUGAGUUAAUUGAUAUAAGUGCAAAACUAGGAGACCUUCCAGGGCUAACAAUGCAAGAAAAUAAUAAACUGAGAGGGGUACUUAACCCACCUGACGGAUCAAGUAUAGAAGGCAGAACAGACCCCAAUGGAGCAUUGCAAAUACAAGCUGACUACUUUAAUGAAGCUAUUGGUGAAACCGUGGAACGCGCCACCUCUGCGGAAGGUACAACUGAGUAUAAUUCCCUUAUAGAAAGAAUUGACAGUUUGAAGGAAGCUAGAGAUCGAACCCUAGAACAGAGAACAAUAGAGGAAGCAAGAGAGGCACAACUGAAGGACAUUUCUAGAUUACGUAGAUUUAUAGACUGGGUAGGAAAGGAGAAAGUGGGACUUGCAGGGAUAGCAGUGUCAACAGCUAGUUUAAUUAUAGCCUUAUUAAUCCAUGCUAGGGGAGCCAUUGUGAAGACAGCAAAGGUCACUGGUAAAGUAGCAAAAGCAUUAGCGAAUUUAGCAAAGAAAGCAGGAAAAUGUUAA